This is a messenger RNA of Panicum virgatum (switchgrass), 1029 nucleotides long. RefSeq lists its product as uncharacterized. Lineage: Eukaryota; Viridiplantae; Streptophyta; Magnoliopsida; Poales; Poaceae. The transcript has a single exon. The record is from RefSeq and is a predicted model, not a curated record. The coding region runs from base 1 to 1029 and encodes 342 amino acids.
AUGGAGCACAACAGGGAUGCAGCCAUCGAGGCAAAGGGUAUUGCAGAGAAGAAGUUUGAAUCCGGGGACUACGAAGGGGCCAGAAGAUUCGCCAUCAAGGCUCAGUAUCUCUUUCCACUUGAAGGCAUCUCCCAGAUGAUCACUACGUUUAGCAUCUAUCUCGCUUCGACGACGAAGAUUGCUGGUCAGAACAACUGGUACGCUAUCCUGUCCUUGCCAAUGUCGGUGGAUGACGAGACACUUGCAAGACAGCGCAAGAAGCUGGUUCGUGAGGUUCGCCCCGGCAGGAACAAGACAGUGGGUGCUUAUGGUGCUUUUUCUCUGAUCCAAAAGGCCUGGGCGGUGCUAUCCAACAAACAAAGAAGGGCAUCGUAUGACCAAUGGCUAUUGCAACAGGAGAUACCCCAGCAUAGUGCUUCUUCAGGAGCUAGCAGCAGUGGGUCCCAAAACUCUCCAGCCAAUGCUUCUACUCCUGAUGAGGCAGGGUUAAUAAGCAACCAAAUGGACGAAGGAUCAUCAGCACCUGCAGUUGAUCAACGCAGCCAACCUCUGGCCACACCAAUUCAGCACCCAGCACCUCUUACAUUCUGGACUUCAUGCAACAAGUGCUACAUGCAGUAUGAAUUCUACAGGAACCAUUUAAAUCUCAACCUUCGCUGCCGUGAAUGUUUCCAGCCAUUCAUAGCAACAGAGACACAGAUUAGUCCAGUGAAGAGGAGGAGAGCUAUGAAUAAAGCUACUAAGAUUGGUUCAUCAUCCUCCACAGCAAGUUUGAGGAAAAAGAGCUUCACUUCUACCGCUAGCCUAGAUUACGGGCGGGCUAGUUUGUUGGAACAACUAGAUGAAGAUUACAGGCGCUAUAUUAUGUUGGGACAAGUAGAGGUUGCUUUGAGGAAACAGCUAAAUGGUACAAGCAACAUGAACGGGGUUGGCAUGGUUGAGGACAACAUUAUUGGUGGAGAUAACAAAGUUCAAGCACCAGAUGAUUCUCCUACACAGAAAGAUGUUCAUGCUGAUCCCAAGCAAUGA